AUGACAAAGGAAAUCGUCUAUGACCGGGAUGCCUAUGCACCAUCCGUUGUAGACCCGGCGAAAAAGCAGGCCGUGCAUAUUAAGACGAAAGCGAAUGAUCUUGCGGGAUGGAAGCCCGUAAGCCUCAAUGACAGCAUAUGUGUGGGCCUUAUUGACCUCAGUAUCGCACGUACGUACAGUAUUCGAGAACUGCACAGGCAAGGAUUCCGCUGACCGUCAGAGCGCCUCUUAUUGGAUCCCCUUCUAACAACCUUGCCGAAUGGUUAUACAUAAAAUUAAAGCAACUCAAUUAUGGAUUGCAAUGUGGCAUCACUAAUUCACAGAGUACCGUACAUAUUAUUGAAACCCUUGAAGUAAGUUCUGAAAAAUAUAUCCUAUCGUGAGUUCUUGUUGCCCUGUUUUUUUCAAUUCUGCAUGACCUGACAAUUGACGGCGUAGCGUAAUGUCUAAAGGAAUAUCCCAUUGGCAUUCCAAAACAGCAUUUUCUAGACAUUUUUCAGCGAGAACGCACUAUUCACAUCACGCACAUGUUUAUGUGUAAUGAUUAAACGGUACUCCCUUUUGUGUUAUGGGACUCACUUGUCCUGUUGUACCUUGGGGCUCUCAAGUAGAGUCCCAAGAGCAGCCACAAAGCGGCGCAUACAAUAGGCAGAAUAACAUUACCAACAAUGAUAGGAGAGACUGAAAUGUUCAUUUCUGGUUAUUGGCUGUCGUCAGUCAGUCAUACGCAUCCCCAAAGCGUGGAACAACUGUGCUCGAUCCCGCGACCUGUUGGUUAUUACUCCAACACCCAGAAAUUCUGAGUCACGGGGUCGUUCUUUCAUCGGUGGCGGUCGGAUAUAUACAAUAGUAGAAGUGCACUCACCGGUCUCCAUUAUCUUUUUCUGUAAUGCUAUUCUACCCAUCAUCAGAUAUAAGAAAGCAGAAACAGGUGGUUGCUGCACAAGGGGCUGCGGUAUUUAUAGGAUGCAGUAGCCAAUGUACCUCAUACCUAUGAACAUUCACAGCUCCCCCCUUCAUCAGGGAUCCUCACACUUGGUGUGAUCAAUGCUUGAUGGCCGACAUUCGAGUCGAUAAUUGCUGCAAUUUCAUCACGUGCGUUGGAUGUUGGCGUGAUGAUUGCCCGACCAUCUGACGCACAGACCCCGAUGUUGGACCUGAGUUCUCCAAGGCCAAUAACAAGGUGCAAUAACAGUGACCGACAGACGCAUGACGAGACCCCAAGAUACGGCUUUGGCCCGAUUCUAUGGCCUCCCUGAGGUGCACAAAGACGGCGCUCCUCUCCGACCCAUCGUGUCGCACAAAGGGCUCCAACGUACGGACUCGCUAAGUGGCUGUUCCGGCGUCUCAAUUUCCUGUCCGCUGAGACAGACACCACGGUCUCUUCGUCAGCACAAUUCCUGGAGAAACUCAAAGGGGUAUGCAUCCAUUCAAAUGAGAUCAUGGUAUCUUUUGAUGUUACAUCCCUUUUUAUUUCUAUUCCCCAGGACCUGGCGAUCGAGACAAUCGAGCUGCUACUACAAUGCAAUGACGAUGAAACGGAGAACCGUCCUGGACACGCCCACAUCCUUCAGCUCCUGAAGCUGUCUCUCAGGACGUACUUCAAGUUCAACGGGACAAUCUACGAACAGGUGAAGGGCACAACAAUGGAUUCGCCGAUUUCGGGAUUCAUCGCCGAGGUGGUCCUGCAACGGUUAGAAUCGCUGGUCUUCCAACACCACAGACCGAAAUUCUGGACCAGGUAUGUGGAUGAUACCUUCGCCGUCAUCGAACAGGAUCAGGUGUUGACAUUCCAAGAACAUCUGAACGCCGUCUUCCAGGACAUUCAAUUUACGACGGAGGAGGAAGAGAACAACCAGCUGGCCUUCCUGGAUGUCCUCGUAUGCCGCAAAGAUUGUGGUGAACUAAAAAGCAAAGUGUUCAGGAAAGCGACAAAUACGAUGCAAGUACUAAACUUCUACAGUAACCACCCAAUCAACCACAAACGCAGUUGUGUAAGGACGCCCUAUCGGCGUGUCGAAACGCACUGCAAAGAGCCGGAAGACAAAAUUGCCGAACUACAAUACCUCCGACGGGUCUUCAAAGCCAACGGCUACCCGCGCAACUUCGUCCACCGGUGCAUACGCAAAAGGGACAAAAGGUCUAACCGCACGGACACCAAAUCUUGGCGGGCACUUUCGUAUGCCAAGAACGUUUUGGAAGCUGUCAGCCGCCUUCUUGCACCACUUCGGGUUGGAGUGGCACACAGACCGGAGGCAAUCAUCAGGCGUCUGGUCAUGAAACCGAAAGACCCUAUGCCACGGCUAGAAAGGUCUGGAGUCGUUUAUCGGAUCUGGUGCAGUUGCGGACAAAGCAACUUCGUCGGAGAAACCGGAAGACAGCUCCGAACGAGAAUGGCCGAACACGCUGUAGCGGUGCGGAGAAAUGACGCCAGCUGUGAAGUUGCGGCUCAUUCGACGAGAUCCGGCCACACAGUUAAAUUCGAUGAGGCCGAAAUUCUUGCAAGAGGUGACAACUGCGUGAGCCUGGAGCUACUGUAA
Messenger RNA from Spirometra erinaceieuropaei, 2540 nucleotides. The record is from the annotation of a GenBank genome assembly. Lineage: Eukaryota; Metazoa; Platyhelminthes; Cestoda; Diphyllobothriidea; Diphyllobothriidae.